AUGGAAAAAAUAGGAACAGAAGAUCACAGAACAGCACUUUCUCAGUCCUCUUCAUCAUCCUUGACUACAGCCAUGACGGAAUCACAGCAAAGCAACUCUGAAGGCACUUUCAAUGGGGAUAGCUUUCACUCCAUUGACAAAUAUAGUUCAAAUUAUUUACCAAGGGAGUUUAUGUCAUCCCAGGCAAAAGCAGUUAUUAAAACUACUAAAGAUUAUUUGCAGCCUCAGUUUGGCCCCAACAGACUGUUGCUUUCAGCAGCAAUAUCAGAAGGGUCAGGACUUCAAAAUUGCUCCACACAUCAAACAGUAUCAGAUCAUAGGCAUGGUGAAAUAUCAGACCCGGAUAGCUACAAAUCAAACAGAAACAACAAUUCCUGUUUUAUAUCAGCAUCCAAGAGAAACAGACCUGUCAGUGCUCCGGAGGGUCAACCGAGAGUUGCAGAGUUCUCUUCUUUAAAAUUUCAGUCGGCCCAGAAUUGGCACAGAAUCUCUCAAAGACAUAAGCUUCAAACCAGAGUGAUUAGAGUAACAGCUUACAAAAAUGGAUCUAGAACAGUCUUUGCCAAAGUUGCUGUACCAACCAUCUCCUUGUUGCUGGAGGAGUGCACGGAGAAGCUGCGUCUGAACAUGGCCGCACGACGAGUGUUCUUGGCAGAUGGCUCUGAAGCCCUCGAACCUGAAGACAUACCCCAUGAAGCCGACGUUUAUGUUUCAAUGGGAGAGCCCUUUUUAGAUCCAUUCAAAAAAAUUAAAGACCAUCUGUUGUUAAUGAAGAAAGUAACUUGGACAAUGAAUGGGCUGAUGCUUCCUACUAAAGUCAAGAGACGGAAAACCAAGCCUGUUCUUUCUACUAGAAUGAAGAAACUUACUGGGAAGACCUCAGUCCGAAUUCUGGUCUUUAAGAACGGCAUGGGGCAAGAUGGACAUGAGAUUAUAGUGGGAAAGGAAACAAUGAAAAAGGUUUUAGAUACUUGCACAAUGAGGAUGAACCUAAAUUUACCAGCCAGACUUCUUUUUGAUUUGUAUGGCAGAAAAAUUAAAGAUAUUUCAAAAGUUCCUCUGCUUGAAAAAUGCUUGCAAAAUUCCAUCACACCUUUGCGGGGACCAGUUUGGGUCUCUAAGGGAGAAGGUUUCAGCCCCUCAGGAGCUAAGAUAUACAUCCAAGGAGUUCUUUUGGCCUUGUACCAACGCUUAAAGUCUGCAAAAAAAUACUAUAAACAGUUGAACCUGGCUGUGGAUGAACAGAAAGAUAAAAUUACUGAAAAAAUCAUUCUUUCAAUGACAGCGAAGGAACUCCAUAAGGCACAGGGAGAAGUGAGCAGGCUGAUUGAUGAAUUGCAGACAGCUAUCAAAAGCAACAGAGAUCAUCUCUCUAAACUUGGCCCCCAACUUCAGGCGGAGCAGGAGCAAUUCUCCUCUUAUGUCUACCAACACAUUAAAAGCCUUCCAGCAAAAACUCUUAUCCCAAGAGGCCUGCAGCUCAAGGUACUUGAAAAUGGUAAAGACACUGGAGAGAUCUCUAUCUGUAUCAGCCAAAAAGAUUUGGUGUCUAAUAGCCCAAACCAAACUGGUGAUAUGAUGGAAAAAUUACUUCUCAGGAUUCAUCAAAGGCUUCAAGGAUCUUCCAUCAACCCACCAGGCCUCAAUUUUUCUUCAACACGGCUUUUCGAUGAGCAUGGUCAAGAAAUUAAGAACCCACUUUUGCUGAAGAAUGAGCAAAAAAUUUGGGUCUCUUAUGGUAAAGCGUACAGAUCUCCAUGGAACCCUGUUUUGAGUUUGACCUUUGACCAGGUGACUGCAUUUGCCAGAGGUGGCAUUACAAUUGCAUAUAAAACCUUCUUGGAUCCCAAAGCUGUUCUGCUACCUGGAUGUGACAAGAUCUCAUUUGAUGAUAAAUUUAAAAACAAAAGCAAUAUGCUGGAGGCUUGUUGGGAUAGUGAGAAGAAGAGCAGGAGUUGGGAAGUUUGUGAGGGAUUUCCAGUGAAUUUUAAUGCCAACAGUCAACAGAUACCUGAUCAAUUUGAAAAGGUGGACUUAGAGGACCAUUUCCUACAGAACAAGGUGUCCUCAGACAUGGCAGGAUUUUCUUUCUCUAUAACACGAAAUGCAGCUGAGCUAGUGGCCCUGACUGUGUCUCGUCUAUGCAGAAUCACUUGGGAACUGUCCAGCAAACUAUCUCUCAAAGAACAGCAUGGUGUUGGUACUGGGUGCCAACCCAAGACAGACACAAAGGACCCCUCUGCUCUUCACCAAUAA
Myotis davidii is the source of this 2256-nucleotide messenger RNA. It is a transcript of the gene DCDC1, whose product is annotated as doublecortin domain containing 1. The record is from RefSeq and is a predicted model, not a curated record. Gene Ontology annotation, biological process: intracellular signal transduction; regulation of mitotic cytokinesis. The transcript is spliced from 15 exons. NCBI's taxonomy places the organism in Eukaryota, Metazoa, Chordata, Mammalia, Chiroptera, Vespertilionidae. Gene Ontology annotation, molecular function: microtubule binding. The coding region runs from base 1 to 2256 and encodes 751 amino acids.